Messenger RNA from Colletotrichum phormii, 1319 nucleotides. Its product is annotated as cutinase. The record is from RefSeq and is a predicted model, not a curated record. Gene Ontology annotation, molecular function: hydrolase activity. Bases 289 to 1005 code for a protein of 238 amino acids. Lineage: Eukaryota; Fungi; Ascomycota; Sordariomycetes; Glomerellales; Glomerellaceae. The transcript has 3 exons.
CGGAAGCAACGGUCUACUCGAUCAAGCAAUUCUUCAAAGCAGGGUUUUUGUUUUUUUUUGGCCUUCUCAUGAGAUUCGAGAGUUAAAGAAAAGUUCCAGCGGGGCCAGCAAUUUGUAUUCGGCGAAGCAUACAUUUCCUAUCAUUGUUUUCUUCGUUUCCGCUUUCGCUUUGGUAGCCUAUCUACUUAUGCCAGCUAUUUGUCUUUACAGCAAGACUGAUUUAAUGUCGAUUGCCCUCCAACUCGAUCAUUCACGAGCUCCUAUCGACGAACGGCGCCGUCGCCCAAGAUGCGGUUCAGUGCGGGAUUCGUGCUCCUUUUCGGCCAGGCCAUGGCCUCACCUCAUUCGCUUCAGCAACUUCAGCAAAGACAAGAUAAUAAAGAUUGCCCGCCAAUCCACAUCUUUGGGGCACGAGAGACAACGGCUCCUCCGGGCUUUGGUGCCGCGGCCGGCAUCGUCGACGACCUCACCAAGGCGAACCAGGGGGCGACGAACGAGGCCAUCAACUAUCCCGCAUGUGGAGGGUCGUCGGACUGUUUGGGCAUCAGCUACGCGGACUCAGUGAAGAAUGGGACCGCGGCUGUUGCCACGGCCGUGAACGAUUUCAACAAGAAGUGCCCCAAGACGAAGAUUGUCAUGUUGGGUUUCUCUCAGGGAGCUCAAAUCAUGGACAACGCGUACUGCGGUGGUGGAGACAGCAUCGAAGGGGUCAAGGACGUCAACGUUCUCAUCUCGAACGAGGCACUUGGCGCGGUGAAGGUAGCCAUCUUCAUGGGCGACCCACGUUACGUCGCUGGACUUCCCUACGAGGUUGGCACAUGCAAAACGCAAGGAUUUGCACCACGGCCUCAGGGGUUCCAAUGCCCGAACGGAGGUAACAUCAAGUCAUUCUGCGAUUCAGCAGACCCGUUCUGCUGCAACGGCAACGAUCCCGUUGCUCAUCUACAGUAUCCAAGCAUUUACGGCGACCAGAUUAAACAGUUUGUGAGCGACAAACUGAGAUAGAGGAAACGAAGAGAAGGGUAAUUUCCACCCUACCGAUACACCAGCGAGCUCAACUCAACAAACUCGCACUUGCAAACACUCGACCUGGGUGUCGCACGAACUCCAGGGCCGCGCGGCCUUUGAUCUAAUAGAUGGCUUCUUCGCAACAAGCGCCAUUGUGUCCUUUUCGGGUCUUUCUUGUCGCCAACCCUUUACCUUUCUUUCUUACCUGUACCAAAGAGCUCAAACAGAGGUACAUACAGUCCAUACUAGGGAGGCCAUAGACGGCGCUCAGACAGACCGAGGUUUGGAUAGAACCUAAGCAUAGACGUAAU